Molecule: messenger RNA, 234 nt
Organism: Theileria parva strain Muguga
Lineage: Eukaryota; Apicomplexa; Aconoidasida; Piroplasmida; Theileriidae
Product: Cytochrome C oxidase copper chaperone (COX17) family protein
Exons: 1
Coding region: 1-234 (77 amino acids)
Cellular component (GO): mitochondrial intermembrane space
Molecular function (GO): copper chaperone activity; copper ion binding
Source: RefSeq, a predicted model, not a curated record
AUGUUAUCAUAUUUUAACAGGGUAAGGGAUUUUUUUUGCAAAAAGGGUUCUUGCGACUUGAAAAAUCAACAGAAUCAGACUUCCAAAUCCGGGAAACACAUCUGCUGCGUUUGCAAGGAGACUAAACAGGCCAGAGACGACUGCAUCGCCCAAAACGGCCAGGAACAAUGUAAAAAAUUCAUCGAAGCACACAACAAAUGCCUCAAAGAUGAAGGAUUCACAGUUGAAAAUUAA